Thlaspi arvense is the source of this 840-nucleotide messenger RNA. NCBI's taxonomy places the organism in Eukaryota, Viridiplantae, Streptophyta, Magnoliopsida, Brassicales, Brassicaceae. The record is from the annotation of a GenBank genome assembly.
AUGAACAGUCCUGGCAUUAUGUUACUUAUUUUCAAUAGAGCUCAGAGUCAUGUUCCUCUGAAGAUACUGUCAAUAGAAGAUGGAACAGUUCUUAAAGAUUUCAAUCAUUUGCUUCAUCGCAAUAAAAAGGUGGACUUCAUAGAACAAUUCAACGAAAAACUUCUUGUCAAGCAAGAAAACGAGAACCUUCAAAUUCUUGAUGUGCGCAAUGCUGAACUGAAAGAAGUUAGCAGAACUGAGUUCAUGACUCCAUCUGCAUUCAUCUUUCUUUAUGAGAACCAAUUGUUCCUGACAUUUAGAAAUCGAACUGUUGCUGUUUGGAACUUUCGGGGGGAGCUUGUAACUUCUUUUGAGGAUCAUCUGUUGUGGCAUCCAGAUUGCAAUACCAACAACAUAUAUAUAACAAGUGAUCAGGAUCUUAUCAUUUCGUAUUGCAAAGCUGAUUUGAUGAUCAUUGGAUGGAGGGAAGUGGUAAAUUCUGUGCACUCUUCAUCAGUUCUCCACUGGUGCUCUCUGUUGAUAGACGAUGAACUGCUUAACAACUGCCCUCUCCCUUACCCCAACCCAAUAAAAGGAUGCAGUACUGGGUCCAUCAAUAUUAGCAACAUUUUAACAGGGAAAUGCCUGGCUAAAAUAAAUGCUAGUAAUGGCAUUCCCAAAGUCGAUGAGUUCAACACCAGUGACAAUAGUACGAAGAAGAAAGUAAUAAAUCACUCUUAUAGGAUGAGGAACACAGUUGCAGAAGCAUUGGAGGACAUAACAGCUCUUUUCUAUGAUGAAGAACGAAAUGAGAUAUAUACUGGUAAUCGCCAUGGUCUGGUUCAUGUAUGGUCUAAUUGA